AUUUCUCUUUCCUUGUGCGCAAAAUAGCAACAAGUCUCCGCGUUUCCUCUCUUUCUCUCUUUCCCUUAUUUAAACACACUUCGUCUUCUACCUCUAAACAAUCUCACCUUCUCUCUCCCUCUCUAUAACAAACAUUAAUACACACACCAAAAAAAAACCUGUUUAUGUCUCAAAGAUCUCUGAUUCCUCAUUCUUCUUCUAUAGCUUUUGGUCUCCAUUCUCAUCUCUUAAUCUCCAGUGAGAUCAGCUCCAAUUCUAACUGGUCUCUCUAAAUAAAAAACAGAAAUAAAAAUCCAACCUUUUUCAAUUUUCGUUCAAUUUUCCCGGAAAAAAAAGCGAUCCUUUUGAUUUUUCGAUUUCUCCAAGUAACAAUUCAAAAUGGGUCUAAAGGGUUUUGCUGAAGGAGGAAUAGCUUCGAUUGUUGCGGGUUGUUCGACCCACCCGCUUGAUCUAAUCAAGGUCCGAAUGCAACUUCAAGGCGAAUCAGCUCCGAUUCAAACCAAUCUCCGACCAGCUCUUGCUUUUCAGACUUCGACCACCGUCAACGCGCCUCCUCUACGUGUUGGUGUAAUCGGAGUCGGAUCUCGUUUAAUAAGAGAAGAAGGCAUGCGUGCUCUGUUUUCCGGCGUCUCCGCCACCGUUCUUCGUCAAACUCUGUAUUCAACGACUCGUAUGGGUUUAUACGACAUCAUCAAAGGAGAAUGGACCGACCCGGAAACAAAAACGAUGCCUUUAAUGAAAAAAAUCGGUGCCGGAGCCAUCGCCGGAGCAAUCGGAGCCGCCGUUGGGAAUCCUGCUGACGUGGCGAUGGUGAGGAUGCAAGCCGAUGGUCGUUUACCGUUGACUGAUAGAAGAAACUACAAAAGCGUUUUAGACGCGAUCACGCAAAUGAUUCGCGGUGAAGGCGUUACGUCGUUGUGGAGAGGAUCGUCUUUGACGAUAAACAGAGCAAUGCUUGUGACGUCAUCGCAGUUGGCUUCGUAUGAUUCUGUUAAAGAGACGAUUUUGGAGAAAGGGUUGUUGAAAGAUGGGCUUGGGACUCAUGUGUCGGCGAGUUUCGCGGCGGGGUUUGUUGCGAGCGUUGCGAGUAAUCCUGUUGAUGUGAUUAAGACGAGAGUGAUGAAUAUGAAGGUGGUGGCUGGAGUUGCUCCGCCGUAUAAAGGAGCGGUUGAUUGUGCUUUGAAAACGGUGAAAGCGGAAGGGAUUAUGUCUUUGUAUAAAGGUUUUAUCCCGACGGUUUCGAGACAAGCACCGUUCACGGUGGUUUUGUUUGUUACGCUUGAACAAGUUAAGAAGUUGUUCAAGGACUAUGACUUUUGAAAAAAACAAGAGUUGAAUUAUGUUGAAGAAGAUGAAUGAUGGUGGCGACAAUAAGCUUCUCUUUUUUUCUGGUUAUAAUUUUCUUUUGAUUAUUUGAGUAGUUUUAAAUUGUUUCCCAUUUGUUGGAAUAGAUCUAUGAUAUGAUAAUUCUUCUCAUGGAGAAGAAAGAAAGAAAGAAACAGUUCAUUUGAUUCAUUAUUCAAGGCAGUGAAAUACUUAGAUUCGUUUAUGUUAAUUUUGAACUAUGUAAUAUUCGUUUCUUUUUCUUGAAAGCUUUAUUUUUAGUCAAAAAAAGAUGAUGCUUUACAAAGAUUUUUUGGAAAGAUUGAAGAUCUUUGAUAAAAAAUCUUCGGUAAUCAAUGUUCAAGAAAAGAAAGCACCACACCACCGAAUUUCGCAUCAAUUAUUUAGAUAUAUUUAUGUUAAGUUUGAACUAUGUAAUAUUCCUUCUUUUUUUCCUUCCGGAAACUGUUUUUCAUUCAAAGAUGAAUUCUUUUUACAUAGAGCUGAAAUUCAAAGUAAUAAAUGUUCAAGAAAGCAUUAGACCACGACCACCCAGGGGCGGACUCACGUUGUGAUUGGUGGGGGCAACUGCCACCAGCAAAAUAUAAAUAGUUGAUGAUAUUUGUAUAGAAAUAUUGUAUGUAAGGUAGGAAAGUGGUAAGGAAUGCCCCCACUAAAACCAAGAGGUCAUAGCUUCAAACCCUUUUAGCAACAUUUUGCCCCCAUUAAAUAUUUCUUCUGGAUCCGCCCUGAG
Arabidopsis thaliana (thale cress) is the source of this 2077-nucleotide messenger RNA. It is a transcript of the gene UCP5, whose product is annotated as uncoupling protein 5. Gene Ontology annotation, molecular function: dicarboxylic acid transmembrane transporter activity. The transcript has a single exon. NCBI's taxonomy places the organism in Eukaryota, Viridiplantae, Streptophyta, Magnoliopsida, Brassicales, Brassicaceae. Gene Ontology annotation, biological process: mitochondrial transport; oxaloacetate(2-) transmembrane transport; transmembrane transport. The record is from RefSeq and is marked reviewed. Gene Ontology annotation, cellular component: mitochondrial inner membrane. Bases 379 to 1320 code for a protein of 313 amino acids.